Rangifer tarandus platyrhynchus (Svalbard reindeer) is the source of this 441-nucleotide messenger RNA. The record is from the annotation of a GenBank genome assembly. Lineage: Eukaryota; Metazoa; Chordata; Mammalia; Artiodactyla; Cervidae.
AUGGAGCGGCAGUCCUACAAAGCCUGCCUCAUGUCGGUGAACUCAGUUUCCUGGUCCUCCCCCUUCUCCAGAGCAGAGAGUGAUGUGAAGACUUCAACACAGAGAGCCACUGACAUCAGUUUUCCUCCCGGCCUACUGGCUAAGGAACGCUACAGCUACGGCCAGCCUGUCUGCGCGGGUCUCGGGCUCUCCUGCAUUAAAUCGAGUUGGCAAUCCAUAUUUGCAAAACGCUUUGUCAUCGUGGAGUGGAAGAUCCCGGGAUCCCUUUGGUACGGCAGAGGGUCUGGGAGGUGGAGGGCUGUCACGGUCACCCAUCCCUCACCUUUGUUGACACGGCUAGAUGCCAGGAUCCCAGAGCAGAGCGAUCAGAAGACAGGGUUGGCCCUGGGAAGCCAGGAGCUGAGAUCCGGGCGAUGGGUGAUGCGUGGAGGACUCAUAUGA